AUGGUCUACCCCAGCACGCUCCUCUCGCUCCUGGCGCUGUCCUCCAGCGCCAUCGCCGACUAUGGCGGCAACCUGAACUACCGUAGCCCUUCUUUAAACCAAGAACACACAAACAUGGGAAUCAACGUGAACGCCAUCCAGCGCCGCAGUCUAUCAAAGCGCGCUGAAGUCCCCUACGAACCCUCCCAGCUGAAUUUCACCCACAGCGUCGCCUCAGGCGACCCCUACGCCGACAGCGUCAUCCUCUGGACCCGUAUCGCCCCGUCCAUGGAAGCCUCAGACAGCAACACCACUGUCUCGGGAGAUGUGCCUCUCUACGACCACGAGAAUGAGCGCUACGCCAAGGCAUCGGCGCACCCAAUCUGCGUUCAGUACCGCGUGUUCUCGGACAAGAGCGCCCGUGAUGUUGUCGACCAGGGCCGCGCCUUGACUAGCAGUGAUAUCGAUUACACUGUAAAGGUCGAGGCUACGGGUCUCAAGCCGUUCACGACUUACUGGUACCGCUUUAAUGUGUGUAACUCGGAUAAUGUCUCUCCUCUUGGACGGACAAAGACUGCUCCCAGCGCGAAGGACGAGGCUGAGGAGGUGAAACUUGCGGUUCACUCGUGCAGUAACUACCCCAACGGUUACUUCAAUGCGUACGGCAACGUCGCCCGCAAGGACAAUGUUGACUACGUCGUCCACCUGGGCGACUACAUCUACGAGUACGAAAGCGGCGUCCCGGGCGUCGACGAGCGUGCUGUCGUUCCCCAGAGGGAGAUCUUCUCCUUGUACGAUUACAGGACUCGCCUUGGGCAAUAUCGGACAGAUGCCGAUCUUGUUGCGUCGCAUCAGAAGUUUCCCUGGAUUACCGUGUGGGAUGACCAUGAAAUUGCAAACAACGGCUAUCGCGAUGGCUUCAGCGGCCUGCGCAAUACUGAGGAUUCUUUCCUCAACUAUGGGCCUCAGAUUAGUGUUGACCAGCGCAAGCUGAACGCCGUCCGUGCUUAUUUCGAGUGGAUGCCUAUCCGGCAAGUCGACAUGGACGACGGCCUGCGCAUCUGGCGAAACUUCCAGAUGGGCAACCUCUUCGACCUGAUCAUGAUUGACACUCGGAACUAUGAUCGCUCGAUCACGGAUAUCAGUGACAACGCUGACUACAUUGAGCGUAUCCACGACGACGCCGGCCGCAGUAUCAUGGGUCCACGCCAGGAGAACUGGUUCUACCGCCAGCUCUCCGAGAGUAAAGACCGGGGCGCGAAAUGGCGCGUUAUCGGAAACCAGCUGGUCUUUGCGCACAUCGAGCAGCAAGAUGAGGACGGGUCAAUCACGUUCAGCACCGAUGCCUGGACGGCGUACCGGGCCAACCAGAACAGAACGUUGAAGCAUAUGUACGAGAAUGAAAUUACGAAUAAUAUCAACAUUGCAGGAGACACACACGUUAACUGGGUAUCCGACAUGAUCUGGGAGGGCACAAAGCCCUACAACAACAUCACCGGCGAGGGGGCAGUUGGCGUUGAGUUCGCCGGCACUGCCGUCUCAAGCACCGGCCUGAGCACCGUCUCCCGCGAGCACGGUGAACAAAAGGCCAACUCGUACAACAUCAAUCCCGAACUCAAGUGGGUGGAGGGUUACUACCGCGGGUACUUUGAGCUGCACUUGCGUCAGGAACAGGCUGAAGCUCGCUACUUCGGUUGUCCCACCGUCGCGACAAGGAAUAGCUGGGAGUUACCACUGGCGAACUGGACGGUCAAGCACAGUGAGAGCCAUCUGCAGCGGCCGUUGGCUGGGGGUGUUGUAGAGGCCGGAUUUGUCCAGGAGGGGAAGUUGAAGCACAGUGAUGUGUCUCUUAAUACAGAGACUGGUGAAUGGAAGGCAGUCAGGUUUGAUCAGAUGUUUCUCAAGACCUAG
This is a messenger RNA of Aspergillus puulaauensis, 1890 nucleotides long. RefSeq names its product alkaline phosphatase D family protein. The transcript is spliced from 6 exons. The coding region runs from base 1 to 1890 and encodes 629 amino acids. Lineage: Eukaryota; Fungi; Ascomycota; Eurotiomycetes; Eurotiales; Aspergillaceae. The record is from RefSeq and is a predicted model, not a curated record.